AUGGCUCCUGUCCUUUCAUCGACCCUGGAAGCCACCACCACUCUCUUCAAGCGAGAUGCCAACUCCCCAGCCAAUUACCCAGCAUACGUCCUCGCCAUCAUUGUUGGCUGCAUCGCCUUUGUUCUCCUCGGAUAUGGAAUCUGGUCAAUGUACCACGGACCAGAUGAAGCAGAGCACAAAGAGUUUGGUGCUGAGCAACGACAGUACAUGCGUCAAGUACGGGAACGCACGUUGAACCGUUUCGAGGCUGCUGCCCAUUGGCAUGACAAAAUCCUUGAUUCCCCGCGGAAAGUCAGAGUUUGA
Messenger RNA from Penicillium oxalicum, 303 nucleotides. RefSeq lists its product as uncharacterized. The record is from RefSeq and is a predicted model, not a curated record. Bases 1 to 303 code for a protein of 100 amino acids. Lineage: Eukaryota; Fungi; Ascomycota; Eurotiomycetes; Eurotiales; Aspergillaceae. The transcript is spliced from 2 exons.